Messenger RNA from Cryptomeria japonica (Japanese cedar), 1871 nucleotides. RefSeq names its product dolichyl-diphosphooligosaccharide--protein glycosyltransferase 48 kDa subunit. The coding region runs from base 150 to 1457 and encodes 435 amino acids. Gene Ontology annotation, cellular component: endoplasmic reticulum membrane; oligosaccharyltransferase complex. The transcript is spliced from 13 exons. The record is from RefSeq and is a predicted model, not a curated record. NCBI's taxonomy places the organism in Eukaryota, Viridiplantae, Streptophyta, Pinopsida, Cupressales, Cupressaceae.
UAUAUGAUCUAAAAAAAGGUAAAUUAAAUUAAAAAUAGAAAUCUAUUGACUCUUUCCGCAAGUCAAAAAUGCGAAAUUUCACAGGUAAUAAGAAUAACUAAGAUCGCGAAUUCCAAACCCUUGCCAAAACCUUGCUGCAGAACCAAAAAAUGGCUGGCUUGCUGCUGAUUACAGCACUUUUACUGUUCUCACCCAUGAUUUCUCUGGCAUUUUCCCCAGAGACUCCAACAGAUCAGCGGCUUCUCGUUCUUCUGGACGACCUCGCGAUCAAAUCUUCACAUUCCUUAUUCUUCAAAUCUCUGACAGAUCGAGGCUAUCAACUCGACUUCAAGCUCGCGCACGACCCCAAGCUCGCAUUACAGAGAUACGGAGAAUAUUUAUACGAUGGUCUAAUUCUCUUCGCUCCCUCCGCUGACAGGCUGGGAGGUGCCCUCGAUUUGCCUGCGGUUUUGGAUUUUGUGGAUUCGGGUCAUGAUCUGAUCCUCGCAGCGGACACAACUGCUUCGGAUCUUAUUCGCGACAUUGCUGCCGAAUGUGGAGUCGAUUUUGAUGAAGACCCAGCAGCUUUAGUUGUUGAUCACACCAGCUAUGCUAUUUCUAAAACUGAUACUGAUCAUACGUUGAUUGUGAGUGAUGAUGUAAUUGAUUCCAACGUUAUAUUGGGAGACAAAAAGCUUGAGGCUCCUGUUCUUUUUCGAGGCAUUGCUCAUUCAUUGAAUCCUUCGAACAGUUUGGUGCUGAAAAUUUUAUCUGCUUCACCUUCUGCAUAUUCUGCAAAUCCUAAAGCUGAAUUGUCUAGUCCUCCAGUCUUGAUAGGAUCUUCUAUUUCUUUGGUCUCAGUUGUGCAGGCAAGAAACAAUGCUCGGAUCCUCAUUUCUGGUUCCUUAGAUUUGUUUAGCAAUAAGUACAUGAAAUCCAAAGUUAAAAGAUUUGGCAGUUCAACCGAGUAUGCCAAAAGUGGUAAUGAGCAGUUUGUAUCUGAAUUGUGCAAGUGGGUCUUCCAUGAAAGGGGGCAUCUUAAGGCUGUGAAUGUCAAGCAUCAUAAAAUUGGGGAGAAUGUUGAACCUGCCAUGUAUCGAAUCACUGAUCACAUGGAAUAUUCUGUGGAAAUCUACGAGUGGACUGGGAAGGAUUGGAGGCCUUAUGUUGCUGAUGAUGUUCAAGUUCAAUUUUACAUGAUGAGUCCCUAUGUUCUGAAGACUCUGUCGCACAACAAGAAGGGUUUAUAUUAUACUUCAUUCCAAGUUCCUGAUGUGUAUGGUGUUUUCCAAUUUAAAAUUGAGUACCAAAGGCUUGGUUAUACAAGUCUAUCACUUAGCAAGCAGAUUCCUGUAAGGCCUUUCAGACACAAUGAAUACGAAAGGUUUAUCAUAUCUGCAUACCCAUACUAUGGGGGAGCAUUUUCCAUGAUGACAGGUUUCUUUAUUUUUGGUCUGGUUUUCUUAUAUCAUAAAUGAAAAAGGAUCAGGCGAGAAGGCUGUGCUGGGAUUCCAAUGACUAGUACAUUUCUCCUGGCAAUUUCCUAGGUGGUUAAGCAAAAUUUUAAUUGUCAAUUUAGGAAUACUGGCUAAGAGUGGCCACUUUUAAAUGUACCAUUUAAUUUUUGCUUCACUACAAUGAAUUUUCUGGUCAUUGUAAUUUCUUCUGAAUUUGGGUUAGGUCACUGUAAUUUCUCCAAAUUUUGCUAAUCUGCAAUGUCAUCUAUUUAGGUGGGAAGAAUUGAAGUCAACGCGAAUGGCUAGUUGCAUAUUUCCAUGUUUAAUUUUCAAAGAUUGUCAUCUUCAUCCUUAACCAAAAACAAAAAGCAGAACAAAAAUGCACCCAUAUCAUCCGACUUAUUAGGCAAAUAAAAUUUCUGGUUUUUAAAUUUA